Messenger RNA from Cornus florida, 1587 nucleotides. RefSeq lists its product as uncharacterized. The record is from RefSeq and is a predicted model, not a curated record. NCBI's taxonomy places the organism in Eukaryota, Viridiplantae, Streptophyta, Magnoliopsida, Cornales, Cornaceae. The transcript has 2 exons. Gene Ontology annotation, molecular function: protein dimerization activity. The coding region runs from base 1 to 1587 and encodes 528 amino acids.
AUGGGACUUCAAUCAUCACCACAUACAAAAUGUGCCAUGCUAUAUGGGAAUUUCAAGAAAUCGGCACAACAUAUUGAUAAAAUGUUGAAUGCCCAAUCAAAAGAGGAGGUUUUGAAUAAUCGAAUGCGGCUUAAAGCAACUAUUGAAAUUGUUCGCUUGCUAGCAUUGCAAGGAAUUGGUUUUAGAGGCCAUGAUGAAAGUUCAAGUUCAUUGAAUCGUGGGAAUUUUAUUGAAGUGUUAAAGUGCAAAGCGGAAGGAAAUGAUGAACUUUCAAGUUUUAUCUUAAACAAUGUUCCACAAAAUGCCCAAUACAUUGCUCCAUCAAUUCAAAAAGAGGUUAUUCAUAUUCUUGCAAAUAGAGUGAGAAAAAUGAUUUGUGAUGAAAUUGCGGGAGGUAAAUAUUGUAUUCUUGUUGAUGAAACACAAGAUGAGUCUAAUACAGAGCAAUUGGCUCUUGUUUUAAGAUAUGUCAAGCAUGAUGGCUUACUAAUGGAAUGCUUUUUUGCCAUUGUGGGAGUUGAAAACACAUCAGCAGUUACGCUUAAGGAUGCAAUAUGUGUUAUUCUUGGUCGGUUUGAUCUUUCAAUUCAAAAUUUGAGAGGUCAAGGGUACGAUGGUGCUAGUAAUAUGCGCGGUGAAUGGAAUGGACUACAAGCAUUAUUUCUUAAAGAUUGCCCAUUUGCUUAUUAUGUCCACUAUUUUGCUCAUCGAUUACAACUAGCAUUAGUUGCAGCAGCAAAAGAUGAGACGAAUAUUUGGCAAUUCUUCUCUCACCUAACUUGUAUUGUCAAUCUUGUUGCUUCUUCUCCUAAUCGUCUUGCUGAAUUAAAAUAUUUUCAAAGGGAUGAGAUUGCAUGUAUGUUGAGCACAUGUGAACGUGAAUCUGGUAAAAGGGCUAAUCAGAUUGGCACCUUGCAUCGAGCUGGAGCUACUCGUUGGAGCUCACAUUAUGAUUCUGUGAAGGAUUUGAUUGAUGUGUAUAAUGCAUCUUGCAGAGUUGUUGAAAGUCUUAGAAAUGGUGGACAAAGUCAACAAAUACGUGGGCAAGCUUCAGAUUUACAGUUGAUAGAGUUAGAACAUAGAUUCAACAAUGCAGUAGUGGAACUUCUUACUCUUAGCUCGGCUUUGGAUCCUAGUGAUUCUUUUAAAUCUUUUAACGUGGAAAAGAUAUGCAAUCUUGCUGAGAAAUUCUAUCCUUGGGACUUCACUAGCCAAGAUGUUAAAACAUUGAAGUUUCAAUUGAUGCACUAUCAACUUGAUGUAUCUAGUGAUCUCGAGUUUCAGAAUAUUUCUUCUCUUACUGAUUUAAGUCGGGAACUAGUUGUAAGCAAGAAGUUUGCGUACUACCCUUUGGUUGACAGAUUGAUUCGUCUUGUGUUGACUCUUCCUGUUCCUACAACAACUAUGGAGAGAGCAUUUUCAGGCAUGAAACGUGUUAAAACAUCGACGCGUAGCAGGAUUGGAGAUAAAUUUCUUGCUGACUGCAUGACCAUCAAUCUUAAACGAGAGUUUGUUUGGAAAAUUGACUUGGAAUCUGUUAUUGAUGAAUUCGAGUCUUUAAAGACUCGUCGAGCACAACUUAGAUAG